Molecule: messenger RNA, 4766 nt
Organism: Prinia subflava (tawny-flanked prinia)
Lineage: Eukaryota; Metazoa; Chordata; Aves; Passeriformes; Cisticolidae
Gene: PLEK
Product: pleckstrin
Exons: 9
Coding region: 459-1520 (353 amino acids)
Biological process (GO): actin cytoskeleton organization; intracellular signal transduction
Cellular component (GO): plasma membrane
Source: RefSeq, a predicted model, not a curated record
UGUGGGAGCCAGGUUUGGAAGGCAGGGUGAAGUGAAAGCACUGAUGCAUUGGAAAGCUGUCUCUGCAAUAAUUUGGCAUGCACCAGGCAGCAGCACCGUGCCCUGUUUGUUGUUUUGGUAGAGCUCACGUAUUUGCAGAGCAGCCCAAUUCCUUCUGACCGAGCAGCAAAGUGCUAAUGUAAUUUCCCAGGAUUCUGUCAUCAGGGCUGGCUGUAUUUGAUAGGAUGGAGUGCUUUGUCAGGCUGCUGCCUGUGCUGUCAGGGACAGGCUAUAAAUACACACAUGCUUCUGCAUUUCCCUAUCUCUCACUCUGUAAGAGGAAAUGGGCUUGCGAUUAGCAUUCAGAGGAACUUGUGAAAUGACACAGCUGUGCUGUAAAAAACACCAUCCCACCGACUCUGCUGCCUGAGGAACUCUCCAACCAGCAGGGACAGACCCCAGAGCAGGGGCGCCCAGCCAUGGAGCGAGAACCGAUGCGCGUAAGGGAGGGCUACUUGGUGAAGAAGGGCAGCAUGUUUAAUACCUGGAAGCCAAUGUGGGUUGUGCUCUUAGAAGAUGGAAUUGAAUUCUACAAGCGGAAGGCUGAUAACAGUCCCAAAGGCAUGAUCCCACUAAAAGGAAGCUCCAUUCACAGCCCAUGCCAAGAUUUUGGCAAAAGAAUGUUUGUCUUCAAGCUCACUGUGGCCAAGCAGCAGGACCACUUUUUUCAAGCUGCCUACCUGGAGGAGAGGGACGCCUGGGUGCGGGAUAUCAAGAAAGCAAUUCAUCGCAUAGAUGGAGGCCAAAGGUUUGCCAGAAAAUCCACAAGAAAGUCCAUCAGGCUGCCUGAGACAAUCAAUCUGAGUGCUUUGUACCUCUCAAUGAAAGAUCCUGAAAAGGGAAUAAAGGAGUUGAAGCUGGAAAAAGAUAAAAGAGUGUUCAAUUACUGCUUUACAGGCACCUGUGUGAUUGACUGGCUGGUGUCCAGCAGCUCCGUCCGAAAUCGCAGAGAAGGUCUCCUGCUUGCCUCUUCCCUCCUGAGUGAAGGCUACCUACAGCCUGCUGGGGAUACAUCCAAGGCAGCUGCUGAGGGACUGUCAGACACCCCCUUCCUAGAUCUCAGUGAUGCCUACUAUUACUUUCCAGACAGUGGAUUUUUCUGUGAGGGAUAUUCCAGUGAUGAUGAUGUGGUCCUAAAAGAAGAAUUCAGAGGCACAAUUGUCAAACAAGGAUGUUUGCUGAAACAGGGACAUCGGAGGAAGAACUGGAAAGUGAGAAAGUUUGUUUUAAGAGAUGAUCCUGCAUAUCUUCACUAUUAUGAUCCUGCUGGAGGAGAAGAACCACUGGGAGCAAUUCACUUGAGAGGCUGUGUGGUGACAGCAGUGGAAGACAUGCCAGACACCAAGAAGCAUGAUGAUGACAACAUCCUCUUUGAAAUCAUCACAGCAAACGAAAUCCACUAUUACUUGCAAGCAGCCUCAUCCACAGAGCGCACAGAGUGGAUCAAAGCAAUCCAGUCAGUGGCUAGGACUGGUAAAUGAAGAUGAUCUCCCAACAAGAAGACAGACAAAUUAAGUUAGUUAUUCAAAAUAGAAUUUAGCAUUUCACCAAGAGAAAGCAGUAUCAUCCCAAAGGGCUUGUGUGUUGGGGUUGAGGACUGGGUGGAAGUUUCAAUUCUAGAGUGGGCACUAACAAACUAACAUUUUUCCACUUGUGUUAUGGUAAUAUUUUACUAAAUUAUAACAUAGAACAUGCCAUAUUAGUGUGUCUAAUCAGUAAUCAGUCUAUCUUGAGAAGGUUGUGCCUGUUGCCACAGCUGAUAGUGGGAACCUCACCAUUAACAGGGAACAGUGCCAUGUCCCUGACAGAGAGGACCUCAAUUCAUCACCCUCUUCAGCACUUGUGAUGUGCUUUGGGGUUUUCAUGUAUUUCAGUCUUCUCCAGACAAUUUUUACACGUUCUUCUUCACCAGAUCUUAUUGCUGCUUGUUCACUUAUACAAAUAAUGCCAUAGAUAUAAAGCAAAGAAGUCAACUCACUCAGAAACCUUUAUAAUCUGUCAGCAUUAAGGGAGGGGAAAAUGCAGACAACUAUGGAAAACAUCAUGUGGAACCAAGUAUAACUCCAUGACAGCAGUAUGAGGAAAAGUCUCUUCCUACAGUAUUUCAAACACAAAACAAUCUCCCUUCAAACUCCAUAUCAUCCAGUUUUAAACCUUGCCAAAUUUCUGCACAAGAAUCUCUCCUGGGACCAUUGUUUCCCUUUAUUUAGGUCUGCAGAGCAGAUGCUGGGUUGUCAGGUACUGUACUCUAUUUGAAUUAAGAAUCUUGCAGGAGAAGGGAAAGGAUGCAUGGGUCGGUUACUUGAACUAUUGAUUGAAGUGGUUUUGAUUAUGUUUUCCUUUUUUAGCCUCCAGCAACAUAUUCAGUCCUUGAUUCUGUGCCUUAGUAAUAUAAGAGAAACCUUGUGCUUGUACCUCAAAUAAAUAUUUUUAUUUGAUAAGGUCAGUUCACCUGAUUAACCCUUGCAUUUUUGUCUGACUGUAUAUCAAACAAACUUCUAAGUCUUAAACUCUAAGGAGGAGUUGAAAACCAAGUUAAUGUUAGAUUGCGCAUCUGUUCCUGGUCAUGUAAGACUGAUGUUUGAGUGAAGGAAACUUCAAAAUCUUUGAAACCUUGUUCACAGAUCUAAUUAGGUAUUUUAUCCUGAAGAAUUCUUAUUGGGAUCUCUUCCAUCUAAAAAUAAAAGCAGAGCUAAAGCUUCUCUUCAGUUGUGCGUAAUUAUACCUGUAGCUGAGCUAAUGAGCCUGAAGCCCCGUUGCUUUGAAUUACUUAUCCUGAAGAAACCACAGCUCUGCAGGAGCAGCAGUCUGAGACACUGCAUUAUCAUGUCCUCUUAAGCUGGCCAGCAGAAAUCAGCUUCUGGCAGACAUUUCCUCUGCCACAUGCAAGCUCACAGGAUCGUUGAAGUCUGAUGUGUCAUUCUGAGGAAGGAAGACUCAUGGUUAAAAGACCCACUGUUUGGUCAGCUUGCUUUCUUGAUAAUUGCUGCUUGUUGCUGCUUAUUUUUCCUUUCAGAGCUCACUAACCCAAAAAUACCCAAGGGCACAGGAAAAGAGAAAAAAAAUACCCCGCACAACCACACAACGAAACUUGUCCAGCUUACCAAAGGGAGGGGCAUGACUGGCACAGUUUAAUAAAACUAAAAUGUUUUACAGGUCUAUGACCUUAUCAUUUUAAUUUGUGCCCAGUCCAAGGUAUGGCUGUCCACCUAUGAAUGGUGUUUUCUCAGGCAGAGGACGAUAAUCAGUACAUUUAGGGAAGAGCUCUUAUGUUUGUACCAUCCUAUAUUGAUGGGAUCUGUAAUCUCAUGGGUAGUGCUUCAGAAGACACAUGUCAAGGGUUUGGAGGUGCCUCUGCUUCUUGGCAGCAGAUCUUGUCCAAGAACAGAGAAGAUCUUGGAGAAGACUUGUCCAAGGGAAUUCAGUAUUAAAAAGCAACUACAUGUCUACUAGAGAUGAUAAGGCCAGCCCAGUAACUCAGAAGGCAUGGAAGAGGCACAGGUACUGAAUACUGGCACAAAGAAGAGAGAAUAGCUUUGUGCCAGGAACUACUAAACAAAAAGGAGGAAACAGAAGACCAGACCUACACAUGUCAUGCUUCCUCUAACUUUCACCCUCUAACUAUUUAAAUCACACGCCUACUACGCCCUCAGCAAUUACCUCCUUAACAUCAGUUUCUUUUGUGCUUAUGAAAAAGAACUAGUCUAAAGGACAGCAAAAUAAACAAAGCAUUGUGGGUAAGGCUUGUAUUUAUAAUCUUCAGUUACUGCAAGACUUGUAUAAUAUGAUCUCAUAUAAAUAUCCUCUUAAGUUCAUGUUGAUCUUGCCACAAUUUGCACUGAGCAAUUUUCCCUCCCCUGGAACACUGCCCACGUGCUUACUGCAGUUAGGGUCAUAUUUUUGGGCGUGUUGACUAACCAUGCACCCAUUAAAACACCCACACAGACACAGCGCUCCCACUUCCAUUUUAAAAUGGAGUUUAAAAGAAAAUGGUCCUAAGCAAACCACAAACACAUGCUGAAAAAUAAUCACCCCAGCCCAACAAGCUCUCAGCUACAGGUGUUAGUGCUUCUUAGAAUCCAACAAGCACCACAUAUGGAGGUGGUUUGGACUUAAUAUGUCUCAAGCAUUUUUUUCCGAAGAGAAAAAUGUUACUGUUUACUUUCCUUGCCCCACAGCUUUCUUCUGAAGGGUAAGGUGGUGUAGCUUUGUUAAUAAGUGUGGUUAUUUUGGUGCUUUUCUUUGCAGUGUGGUGUCUUUGCUUUUUAUUUGAAAGAGUAGUUAACACAAAGAAUGAAAGGUUUACUGAAAAUGUGUUUUAGUAGAAGAACAGUUUACUUAGCAAUAUUUAGUUAAAGUUUGUUCAUAAAGACAGAAACUCGUUAAGGCCUCUGAGGUAUCUAACAUUUACUGUCAAACCUCUCUUUUAGAAAAGUUUUUAUUUUCGUUUCUUCUCACAAAUGUAACACACAUGUAACUCUAGUGCAGUAGUACCUCCUCUUUUGUCUUUGGCUUAGAGUUCAUUUUUCUACAAAUGUUAAUCACCUAUUUCCCCCCGCUAAUUUGUUCUCAAAUAUUUGAGAAGUUAUUUUAAAUUUAAACUACUUGCUUCACAGGGCUCUUGAUUAGUGCUUUUCACUGUUCGAAAUGUGCCUUCAUUUGUUCUAAUUUCAAGCUUGGGCAACACUGAAAUCCAGAAAAAAUUUCCUUAAAUAAUCUUUUUGGUG